UAAACCGCUUUACGUCAGAGGAAAAACAUGACGACGUCCUAAAAUAAAAAAGUUGUAGAAUAAAACAACUCUAUUUAAAGACUGAGGCGGAUAUUAUCCGUGUUUUCAUUCUGUUGUGACGAGUAACUUAUUCUUGUCCUCCAGUUAAACAGUUAAAGCGCACACACAUAUCUGCAGUGCUUCAUAAACACCUCUGCGAGUGUGGAUAUAAUAACGUUACUGGUCAAAGGGCAUCAAUGGCACUCGUGUUCAGUUCUGCGUUCAGAAAAAAGGGUCUGUUCGUACCUUUCCUGAACGCUGUUAGAGGAAUGUCUUCAUCCGGAGGGCCCACCCCCCCCUUCACAACCCUGUCAGUCAGCCGGCCAGUGGACACCGUCACUCACGUCGAGAUCUGCCGUCCAGAGAAACGCAAUGCAAUGAACAAGGCAUUCUGGCUUGAAAUGGUUGACUGCUUCAAUCAGAUAGCUGAAGACUCGGAGUGUCGUGUCGUGGUUUUCUCAGGCGCUGGAAAGCUCUUCACUUCCGGUAUUGACCUCAUGGGCAUGGCCAGUGAUAUCCUACAGCCUGACGGAGAUGACACCGCCAGGAUCUCAUGGAACUUGCGCCGCACCAUAGCUAAAUACCAAGAGAGCUUCUCUGUUAUUGAAAAGUGUCCAAAACCAGUGAUUGUGGCUGUUCACGGUGCAUGUAUAGGAGGAGGAGUGGACUUGAUCACAGCAUGUGAUAUACGACUGUGUACGCAGGAUGCCUGGUUUCAGAUCAAGGAGGUGGACAUUGGUUUGGCAGCUGAUGUCGGGACUUUGCAACGUCUCCCCAGAGUGAUUGGAAGUCGAAGUCUAGUGAAUGAGUUGGCUUUCACUGCAAGGAAACUGCAUGCUGAUGAAGCCAAGAGCUGUGGAUUGGUCAGCCGUGUGUUCCCAGAUAAAGAGGCUAUGAUGGCCGGAGCUCUGGAGAUGGCAGGAGAGAUCGCCAGCAAAAGUCCUGUAGCAGUGCAGGGAACCAAAGUCAACCUCGUUUACUCCAGAGACCACAGUGUUGCAGAUUCCCUGGACUACAUGAGCACCUGGAAUAUGAGCAUGCUCCAAACCCAAGAUCUAAUGAAGUCAGCGCAGGCCGCGAUGGAGAAGAAAAGCCUCAAAGAAAUCAUUUUCUCCAAGCUCUGAGCGUCCACACACCCGACACCACCCGUCGAGUUAGAUCUGAUCCGCCCGCUUGCCUAAAGCAUAUCUCGCGAUGACGAGCGUCAAGUCCGUCUUCACCUUCAGUGAACUCUACGGGUUUGGUGUUGAGUCUUUCUUGGACUGGUUCAUUCAAAUGAAAGUUUGAUUUAAUGUUUUCUACGGGUGCCUUAACGUCUGGCUCACAGAUGUCAGAUAACUAACCAAAAAAAUGCUAAACAUGUUCAGUGCUGAAUGCACACUAAAAUCUAAAUGUGUACAGGUACCGAAAAUGAAAUAAAAAAUGCUAAAAUGAG
Rhinichthys klamathensis goyatoka is the source of this 1474-nucleotide messenger RNA. It is a transcript of the gene ech1, whose product is annotated as enoyl CoA hydratase 1, peroxisomal. The record is from RefSeq and is a predicted model, not a curated record. NCBI's taxonomy places the organism in Eukaryota, Metazoa, Chordata, Actinopteri, Cypriniformes, Leuciscidae. The transcript is spliced from 10 exons. The coding region runs from base 237 to 1163 and encodes 308 amino acids. Gene Ontology annotation, molecular function: delta(3,5)-delta(2,4)-dienoyl-CoA isomerase activity. Gene Ontology annotation, cellular component: mitochondrion.